Molecule: messenger RNA, 1266 nt
Organism: Impatiens glandulifera
Lineage: Eukaryota; Viridiplantae; Streptophyta; Magnoliopsida; Ericales; Balsaminaceae
Product: cyclin-dependent kinase B1-1-like
Exons: 6
Coding region: 89-1003 (304 amino acids)
Biological process (GO): G1/S transition of mitotic cell cycle; regulation of gene expression; regulation of G2/M transition of mitotic cell cycle
Cellular component (GO): cytoplasm; nucleus; cyclin-dependent protein kinase holoenzyme complex
Molecular function (GO): ATP binding; cyclin binding; cyclin-dependent protein serine/threonine kinase activity
Source: RefSeq, a predicted model, not a curated record
UCAUUGAAGUGGAGAAGAAAUCAGUUUGAUUUCAAUUGAAGAUCAUCAAAGAGAAAUUACAGAAUCACUGAUCAAACUCUGUAAAGAAAUGGAGAAAUACGAAAAAAUGGAGAAAGUAGGAGAAGGUACAUACGGUAAGGUAUACAAAGCAAGAGACAAAGUUACAGGUCAAUUAGUAGCUUUGAAGAAGACGCGAUUGGAGAUAGACGAAGAAGGAAUUCCAUCGACUUCUCUAAGGGAAGUAUCUUUACUCCAAUUGCUUUCCAAUUGUCUGUACAUCGUUCGUCUUCUCUGCGUUGAAUACGUUACUAGUAAACAAGGAAAAUCAAUUCUAUAUCUUGUAUUUGAAUAUCUAGAUACAGAUCUCAAGAAAUUCAUUGAUACUUAUCGUAAAUCACCAAAUUCUAGACCACUUCCUUCUUCUAUAAUUAAGAGUUUCCUUUAUCAACUUUGUAAAGGCAUCACUCAUUGUCACAGUCACGGCGUUAUUCACAGAGAUUUGAAGCCUCAGAAUCUUUUGAUUGAUCGUGAGAAAGGUAUACUUAAAGUUGCGGAUUUAGGUCUUGGUAGGGCUUUUACUAUACCUAUGAAAAGCUACACGCAUGAGAUUGUUACGCUUUGGUAUAGAGCUCCAGAGGUUCUAUUAGGUACAACUCAUUAUGCUCUUGGUGUAGAUGUGUGGUCUAUUGGGUGCAUUUUUGCCGAGAUGGCUAGGAGACAACCUUUGUUUCCGGGAGAUUCAGAGUAUCAGCAGUUGAUUCAUAUCUUUAGGCUACUUGGGACUCCCACUGAGAAAACUUGUCCAGGAGUUACCUCUUUGCGUGAUUGGCAUGUGUAUCCUCAAUGGGAACCUCAGAGCUUGGCAGACGCUGUUCCCCAUCUCGAUGCUCAAGGAGUUGAUCUUCUAUCGAAAAUGCUCAAGUAUGAUCAAGCUGAUAGAAUCUCAGCAAAGGCAGCUCUAAGCCAUCCUUAUUUCGACACUCUGGACAAGUCACAAUUCUGAUGAACCGGAUUUGUCUAAGAAAUGGCGUUUCAUUUCAGUUGCAGCAUCAAUAUAUUCUUUGGACAUGUCGAUUUGAUUAAAUCAUUUGUUGUUUGUUAUCAACUUGGUGAUUCCAGUUGGUAUUUUUUGUUCUUUAGACACAAUUUCUUUUUAGAACACUUUUCAGAUUCAUUUUUUUGUUGAAGAAAACAACAUUUGUAGACUAUUUGUGAUAUGAUUCAUUUUUCUUUCAGGGUGUUUAAUUGAUUUGGCUUGACAUUGAA